AUGGCGCUCGAUCAAAGCAAGGUCGUUGAUCUGGUCUUUGGUGAACUGAGGUCGCACCAGAGCACGGGAGUGCUUCCAGGCUUCGCCUCUACUGGUGAAGACGCCGGAGCCAAAAAGCGGUUUCCAACUAGCAUUUCUCUGCUCCCCAACAUCCCAGUCGGGGGCCUUGCUGGCGAGCAUGGCCUGGACGUUAGCGGGAUCGCGGGUCACGAUAAGCUCGUAGUCGGCAAUCGGGACCACACAGGUGUGCACAUCUUUGCCCAUCUCCUGGUCGAUGGCCUCGACGACGUACUGGGGACCUCUGUCGGCCUUGGUGGCCUUGACACUCUCAACAAGCCGGCCGAACCCCAAGAACCCCUUGGUGGGCAUCACGCGAGCGGGCCUGCAUCCCAACCGAGCUGCUUCUUCGUCAUUUCGCCGUCGGACAGAUUUCUUUCUCUGGAGAGAGUGAGCAAGCUGGAACACGCAAAUAGCCGCUGCCACUGCGAGGGCAAACAGGAACAUGAUAACAGAAAGGUGAAACGCAGGUGCGACAAUAUCCCGGAGCUUGGAGACAGUCCCGAAUGCUCGGUCAGCCGUUGA
Podospora bellae-mahoneyi is the source of this 582-nucleotide messenger RNA. RefSeq lists its product as uncharacterized. The transcript is spliced from 2 exons. NCBI's taxonomy places the organism in Eukaryota, Fungi, Ascomycota, Sordariomycetes, Sordariales, Podosporaceae. The coding region runs from base 1 to 582 and encodes 193 amino acids. The record is from RefSeq and is a predicted model, not a curated record.